UGUGUGCUGGCUACCCUAGGUGGAAUUGCUGCUAUCACAUUCAUUAUGAAGGCACGUGGACGCAGCAAGGCAAAGGCAGCAGAAGCCGCUGCAGCCAAAAAAUAACAUGAAAACAACUUAGGAAAUUUUCAGUGUAAAUUAUUGGAAUUUUAUACAGAGACUGUUUGUGGUGAUGUUAGAUAAAGUGUUUUAUUUGGGAGUGCGUGCACUACAAUUUUAUUUCAUAUACAAGAAUAAUAGGACAUUGAAAUAGAUGCAUGACUUUGCAACAGGGAUUCUGACUUACAUAUGGAUUACAUAAACUGUCAUUCAUCUUUGGAACAAUAAUGAAUAUUUUCAAUUUAAUGUAGAAAACAUCAUUUUAGCAACUUGAUUCUGUUGUAUAAACCUCAGCUUGGAUGCCAUCUUUAACACCAACAGUAUACAUGAAUAUAAAUGUUAUACCAAAAUAUUUUAAAUAUCUUGUUCUUUCUAAUUCUAUAAGCAUGAUACUAACAGUGAAAUCAAUGUUUUUAACUGAUACAUUUGUAAAAAGCUUUUUGAUAUUGCUGUUUCAAAAGCAUGAUAUACCAAUUCCAUUUUAAUGUGAUAUACCAAUCCCAUUUCUACCAGGUAUGUGGUAUAUCAACCCCAUUUCUAUGUGAUAUACCACUUCCAUUUCUAUGUGAUAUACCAAUCCCAUUUCUAUGUGAUACAUCAACCCCAUUUCUAUGUGAAAUACCACUUCCAUUUCUAUGUGAUAUACCAAUCUCAUUUCAAUGUGAUAUACCACUUCCAUUUCUAUGUGAUAUACCAAUUCCAUUUCAAUGUGAUAUACCACUUCCAUUUCUAUGUGAUAUACCAACCCCAUUUCUAUGUGAUAUACCAGUACCAUUUCUAUGUGAAAUACCACUUCCUUUUCUAUGUGAUAUACCAAUCCCAUUUCUAUGUGAUAUACCACUUCCAUUUCAAUGUGAUAUACCACUUCCAUUUCUAUGUGAUAUACCAACUCCAUUUCUAUGUGAUAUACCAAUACCAUUUCUAUGUGAAAUACCACUUCCUUUUCUAUGUGAUAUACCAAUCCCAUUUCUAUGUGAUAUACCACUUCCAUUUCAAUGUGAUAUACCACUUCCAUUUAUAUGUGAUAUACCAUUCCCAUUUCUAUGUGAUAUACCACUUCCAUUUCUAUGUGAUAUACCAAUCCCAUUUCUAUGUGAUAUACCACUUCCAUUUCUAUGUGAUAUACCAAUCCCAUUUCUAUGUGAUAUACCACUUCUAUUUAUAUGUGAUACACCAAUCCCAUUUCUAUGUGAUAUACCACUUCCAUUUCUAUGUGAUAUACCAAUCCCAUUUGUAUGUGAUAUACCACUUCCAUUUCUAUGUGAUGUACCAAUCCAAUUUCUAUGUGACAUACCACUUCCAUUUUUAUGUGACAUACCAAUCCCAUUUCUAUGUGAUAUACCACUUCCAUUUCAAUGUGAUAUACCACUUCCAUUUAUAUGUGAUACACCAAUCCCAUUUCUAUAUGAUAUACCACUUCCAUUUCUAUGUGAUAUACCAAUCCCAUUUCUAUGUGAUAUACCACUUCCAUUUCUAUGUGAUAUGCCACUUCCAUUUCUAUUUUUUUUGAUAUAUCAAUCCAUCUGGUCUAGCCUAUACUACCAGAUGUUUAGAGAAAUGGACAAUAUCUCAUUUCCACAAUUGCAAAUGUCAUUGCUACUUCUUUAUUUCUUUAUGGAAAGCAUAUAAAUUAUGAUCUAUUUUAAACAAUGACACAACUGGCUGGUUUAAAUUAUCUUGCCUGACUUAAAGGAAGAAACAAAAAGGUCGAUCUGAAAAUGCAUUGAACUCCAAAAUUAAAAAUACUGUAGCGUUUUACAUCUUUAUAAAAUUGAUCAUUAGGUAAAGUUUACUUUAUUCAGAAUAUACUAGUACAUCUAAAAUGUUAUCCAUUAUUUCGAAUAUAACUGCCCCUGAUACGUUUUGAACCUGAUUGUGAAGUGUACACACCUCUGACGUGUGCAAUAAUCAUCGUAGAUAAAGAGUAAUUGCGUCAUCUCACAUUUAGCAAUAUUUUAAAUUACAUGCUGUUGACAUUUCUGUUUGUAUUGACUAUUGAAUAUUUUUUAUCAAUGGUAAAAUCAUUUUUAUUUUACAUUUAAAGAUGUCGCCCUGUUAAAGUAAACUGUGUAACGGAUUUUAUGCACCGACAUAUAAUAAUGGUAUUAUAUUUCUGUGUUUUUGUCACUAAUCAUAGUUUUAUGGCCUUUGCUUUUUUGUUGGCUUCCAGACGUUUGGCGUGUUAAGUGACGUUGACAACAGCGUAUCUAACAUUUGUAUGUACUUUUGUGAAAUAUGACAAGCAACGACCCUCUAUUUUUUUGAUGUCAUUCUCGAUGUUAAUGAGAAUCUUCUUGAUUGCAUAGUCAAGUGUACAUAAUAUUCGAUGCAAAUUUUGACUUUCUGAUUUUGAGUGAUUUUGCUUAAAAACAUACGUAGAUAUAAGAAACGUAAGGUACAGUGUAACACCGUGACAUACUCAAGAAAAUCCAGGAAAGGAUUGGUAUCGAUAUGGUGAACUGAAUUCAACAUUUUUUUUAUUUUAAACCAAUUAUUGAAAAUUAUUCAUAUAUAUGGUAUAAUUUCUAUAACUGUAAUUGUUAACAUUUUUUGUGUUUUAGUGCAAUUGUUUUUGUUCCUUUCUACCAAUUCUUGAGAAUGAAAUGAAACAUCUUUGGGACAAAAUGUUGUAACACAGGAAAAUUUGGUUUAUUUAACAAAAAGUAUUCAAAAAAUUAUAAAUCAAAAGCCUCAAAAAUGAAUUAAAUUAAAGUUGACCGUUUAUUUCAUUAACAAGAUACAUGUACUUUUUCAAUGAACCAUUGAGAGACCUAAACGUUGUGUAUAUGUCAUUUGUUCCAAUGAGGUUGAGCUAGAUGUUUAAUUUCAUUCCGAUCAUAUGAUACCAAGAACAAAAGAAGUGUCUGAUUUGUUUUCUAAAAUAAUAUAGAGAAAAGUAUUUAUAUUUUUAUCAAAUUAAAUUUUUACCAUUCAAAAGAUGAUCAUUAAAUUGACGAUGUGUAAAAUUCUCAGAAUUUAUUGAUGACUGGUUUAAUAGAAACAUGUGUUCAACUCAGUUCGCCAUAUCGAUAUCAUCCUUUCAGCAUAUUUUCAGCAAGUUAUUUCUAAAUCAGUGGUUGUAUUUUGUGCCUACCUGUAGAUGUUUCUUCGGAAUUUCGGCACAAUGAAAUGCUUCCGUUCACGAAUAAUGGUAUUUAAAAACAUUUUGUUACCCGUAACAUUUUAUUUUAAUAUAGUGCAUCCUACUUAAAUAAGGGUCAGGUUUGAAAGGGCGUUAAAGAUAAUGUACCUUUUUUAGUAAAAACAACUAAAAAGGAGUAUAUUGAUCAGGCUUGAUCGGAAC
Molecule: messenger RNA, 3403 nt
Organism: Owenia fusiformis
Lineage: Eukaryota; Metazoa; Annelida; Polychaeta; Sabellida; Oweniidae
Source: the annotation of a GenBank genome assembly